CUUGGUUUUUUUUUGUGUACCUACCUAAAGUGGAAAUUUAUCUACUUUAAUUCGAUUUCCUUUUCAAAAUGAACAAAAUUUUCUAUUAAACGUUGUAGUCCACACAGUGAGGAUCCUACAAAAGACAUCAGAAACUACUCUUGUAGUUCGUAUUAUAAAAAUAAAGAAAUAAACAAUGGAUACGGAUGAAAUUGGAUCGAUCAACAAUGACGAUUAUAUCGAAACUAUUGAAAACGAAGAGGAUGUGGAUUAUUCUGAAGAUAGGGAGUUAGUGGGAGACUCUUGCUCGACUAAGGUUCUCAAUUCCACCGAGGCACCAAGGGAUAGGUAUCGAAUGGUUUACUUUUUAUUCUACUUAUUUGGAAUAACAUCUCUUGUGCCCUGGAAUUUUAUGAUAACUGCGAAUGAUUACUGGAUGUAUAAGUUUCGCGACACAACUCCACACAAUCUCACAAUUUUCGUGAGAAAAACUCAGUUCCAGACGGAAUUCACAUCUUACCUCAAUGUGGCUACAGCUAUACCCAACUUAAUAUUCCUUGUGCUUAACUCUCUUUACGGCCACUGGGUGUCCGUAAAAUGUCGACUCCAAGGAUCACUUAUUGUUGUGACGCUGGCGUUCCUGGUGACAACUGCCUUCGUGCAGGUUGACACAGAUGAGUGGCAGAACACCUUCUUCAUCAUAACCAUGGUCACUGUUGUGAUCAUGACUGCGGCGAGUGCGAUAUUCAUCGGCGGUAUAGUGGGCAUAGCCAGCAAGUUCUCCGAGGAGUACAUGACGGCGGUCAUCAGUGGACAAUCCCUGGGCGGCAUCAUAGCCGCCAUCGCCCAAGUCAUCUCCCUCGCCUUCAAAAUCUCCCCCCUACACAGCGCGCUCAUAUACUUCUGUAUAGCCGACUUUGUAGUCAUAGCCUCCCUUCUGUCCUAUAUGCUCCUAUAUCGGAUAGAUUUCUUCACUCACCACGUCUUCCGAGGUUCCGGUUUGGCGGUGAAUAGGCAUAGGGAUGCCUCGAUCAAGACGAUUCUCCGCAAGAUCUGGGUGUACGCGUUCAGCAUAUUCGCGGUGUUCGGGAUAUCUAUGGCCGUGUACCCGGCGGUGACGGUGCUGGUCGAGUCGCAUCCAUCCACCGCGGGCACUGAUUGGAAUAAUAUAUUCUUCGUGCCCGUAGUAAACUACUUGAUAUUCAACUGCGGUGACUACGCGGGCAGGCUUAUUUCCGGAUUCUUGCUCAGGCCAAAGAACCAAUAUAUAAUAGCGGCAGCGAGCAUACUCCGAGUCAUCGGGGUACCCAUGCUGAUGGUGUGUAACGCGCAGCCACGAUCACACCUGCCCGUGAUCUUCCCGUAUGACUACGAGUAUAUCGCCAUCAUGGUGGUAUUCGCCAUCACCAACGGAUAUCUGUGCAAUAUCGUCAUGAUUAAUUCUACACAGAUAGUGGAGGUCCACGAAAAGGAGAAGGCGUCUUCGGUAAUCGCUACGAUGCUGAGCGUCGGCCUCACGGUCGGCGCCGCCGUCGGAAUGCUUCUAGUCAGGUUGCUUUAAGUAUACUAUAGCUUAUAGUUUAUUCGCGGUAAGAAGAGAGGAGAUGAGUGACCAUGGAGCGCGUAUCUCCUUCAAAUUGGAUGAGUUGGAGUAAGAACUAGCAGUUUAGACCAAAGAGAGGAGAAGCAGGUAGCAUAGAGCGUGGAUUCACCUUCAAUUGCAAGAAUUAUAUUACUAUAAUAAUACUAUCGUCUAUCAGAGAAGUUGGUUCAGUGGCAGAUGGCGGACCUGCGUAAUUUGGUCGCGUUCUGUCAAAACCCAUCCGAUUGAUGAUGAAUAAUAUUGAAUUGACGUAACCCGACUAAAUGACGUACACCUUCUUUCAACUUGAUGGUACAUAUACAAGGAAUUGUAAUCAUAAUAAUGAACCGAGAUAGAGUAUUACACGGCCCAUGUCUUUAAUAGUAAGCCUGCCAACAGAACAUUCGAUUUUACUUUAUUUUUGGUGACGCCAGUGCGAUUUACAUUUCAUGGGUGAUGUCACUCUCUUCUUAACGCGAAUACAAUAAUAAUUGUUAAUCUAUUCACAAUCGAACUUGAUUGGCCAAACUUAGAUGGCCGAAGUACUUACAUUAAGAAUGUUGUCUCGUUUAUUUCGCAAAUUAUGACUUAUGAGUUAUGACAUUAAAAAUAAUAUUUAACUACUUCGCUAACCUAAAAAGAAACUAAUUUCUGUGACUUAAUUCAAGGCAAUUUUGCGUACACAUAAAUUAAGCACGUUUACUGUUAUGUACGCAAAAUUGCGUGCUAUACGCUAAGUGUGCGUGCGUAUAGGUAAAAAGUUCGAUUGUGAAUAGAAAGAUGUUAAUAUCAUUGAUGUAAAAUGGAAAACUAGAUACACGAUCUCAAUAUAUCGUUCAAACUUUAUUUUAUAUAGGUAUAUUAUAUAUUUUUAUGUCGUG
Aricia agestis (brown argus) is the source of this 2442-nucleotide messenger RNA. It is a transcript of the gene Ent1, whose product is annotated as equilibrative nucleoside transporter 3. Gene Ontology annotation, molecular function: nucleoside transmembrane transporter activity. The record is from RefSeq and is a predicted model, not a curated record. Bases 176 to 1540 code for a protein of 454 amino acids. Gene Ontology annotation, biological process: nucleoside transmembrane transport. Gene Ontology annotation, cellular component: plasma membrane. NCBI's taxonomy places the organism in Eukaryota, Metazoa, Arthropoda, Insecta, Lepidoptera, Lycaenidae. The transcript has 8 exons.